AGGCGGUGGCGCAGUGCUCGUCGGGAAGGCGGCGGGCUAUCCGGUCCUCGGCUGCAGCUGGCACCAUGGUCGGUGGCGAGGCGGCCGCCGCAGUGGAGGAGCUGGUCUCGGGGGUGCGGCAGGCGGCCGACUUCGCGGAGCAGUUCCGCUCCUACUCAGAGAGCGAGAAGCAAUGGAAGGCCCGCAUGGAAUUCAUCCUGCGCCACCUGCCCGACUACCGCGACCCGCCUGAUGGCGGUGGCCGCCUGGACCAGUUGCUGUCCCUCUCCAUGGUUUGGGCCAACCACCUCUUCCUGGGCUGCAGUUACAAUAAAGACCUUUUAGACAAGGUGAUGGAAAUGGCUGAUGGGAUUGAAGUGGAAGACCUGCCACAAUUUACUACCAGAAGUGAAUUAAUGAAAAAGCAUCAAAGCUAAGCCAGAAGAUUUAUCACAUUUCCAUCAUCAGCUACAGGAUUAGAAAGGAGGCUGGGAUGAAUGUGACAUAGACCACAGCAGCUCUCUUAAGACUCCUGGUAUUACCAACAUAAAGAGGGAGGUGGAAUGAGAAGGACUCUGUCUAGAUUGGCUUUUUUAACAUUCUCAUUUUUCCAGUAGUUAUCACUGUAAAAGUAUGCAUGAAUAUUUAUGUAUUUAUAAAUCAUGCACUCUAAGAUGACUUCAUCAACAUUGUAAAAGCC
Messenger RNA from Sapajus apella (tufted capuchin), 679 nucleotides. It is a transcript of the gene XTBD1, whose product is annotated as CDKN2A interacting protein N-terminal like. The transcript has 3 exons. NCBI's taxonomy places the organism in Eukaryota, Metazoa, Chordata, Mammalia, Primates, Cebidae. The record is from RefSeq and is a predicted model, not a curated record. Bases 66 to 416 code for a protein of 116 amino acids.